GCCUUCGCCCAGCAGCUUUCCCCGGGUAAGCUUGGAAGAGGUGCCGCGCGCGGGCACAGCAGUCAGGUCCCUAGCCAAGGCGCCUGCAGGACUACAGCACUCCGACGGGAGCAGCCAAUGAGGGGCGCCGGCGCGGGAGGCGGGACCCAGCCCGGGUAUAAGAGAGCAGCGCUGCUGUCCCGGCCGCAGUGCUGAAGCCCGCGCCCCCACAGACGUCUGGUGUCUCUCUGAGCUUCUCUGAAUUAGCUCCGAGAGCUCCAAGAAGAGGGCAAGGUACGCGUUCUGUUUAUUCGCGUCUUUUGCAUCAGCCGGUGUGCCUUCAAGACCUCCCGCGGGCUGCAGCGGCUGCGGUCACCGUGGCCAGGCGUUUCUCCUCCCGCUUCGCCUCCGCCAGCCCGGCCGUCCCGUCGACGAUGCGGCUGCUCUGGAAGCUGCGCGCCGCGGCUCCGGAGCCCGCCUGCGCCAACGUGCUCACCCCGGGCCGCAUUCCUGAGUUCUGUAUCCCACCGCGGCUGCCCCCGCCCGGCCCGCCCGAGCCCCCGCUGCCCGCCGGGGUGCUGCCGCGCCGCUGCGCUGCCGAACAGGACCUGUGGCCCCGCGCGACCGACGGGGACCCGCGCUCGCAGGCUGCGCUCUCGCUGUCGCACCUACCCCGUGCGCGCACCGCCUACGGCUUCUGCGCGCUGCUCGAGAGCCCGCACACGCGCCGCAAGGAGUCGCUCUUCCUCGGGGACCCUGCGCUGCGCCCCCGGGCCCGCACCUACGGCGGCGGAGAGGUGGGAGCCGCACACCUCGUGCCCCCGCAGGCACCAACCAGCGCUGUCCCCUGCCCGCCCCGGAACGCGCCCGCCCCAAGGCCCUGCAGCCGCCGCCGCCCCCUCCUGUGCGCCCCCAACCGCCUGCUCAGCCGCGCGCUGCGGGCCCGAGGGAGUCAUUGCUCGGUCCGCGGCCGUUCGGUGUCCAGCGGGGACAAUGACGACCACGGCGACGGUGACAGCGACGAGCGCCACGCGGGCGCGCAGCCCCCUACCCCGGCCGUCACCGAGCGCCUGCCGGCCAAGAGCGUCGCCACUCUGGACCCCGAUUCCUGCGCGCGUGGCGGGCGGCUCCGCCUGCGGCUGCUGCGCCCCAAAAGCUCGUCCGCGAGCUCCCGCGAGUCCUGCGCUUCCGGCCGCUGCCUCAGUCUGGCCCUGCGGCCGCUGGGCGCCACGCACGAUCAGCGCCGCCUAGUGCUCGGCCCAAACCGCGGGUCGGCUCCCGACCCAGAGCCGGACUCAAACUGCGCCAGGGCCUCAGGGGAGCCGGCGCACCGCUUGGCCUUGCGCAUCCCGUCCAGGGACAUGGGGCGCCCACGGGGACGGGGCUCCCUGCUGCUGGGCUCGCUUCUUUUGCUGCCCUGAGGACUCACGGCCCACUGCCAGGGACUUCCGCAAACUGAAAGCUGUUUUGUACAAAAUAAAUGUUAUUUAUUCAUUUUUCUAUUUAA
Messenger RNA from Cavia porcellus (domestic guinea pig), 1486 nucleotides. RefSeq names its product C2 calcium-dependent domain-containing protein 4B-like. The record is from RefSeq and is a predicted model, not a curated record. Bases 414 to 1400 code for a protein of 328 amino acids. NCBI's taxonomy places the organism in Eukaryota, Metazoa, Chordata, Mammalia, Rodentia, Caviidae. The transcript has a single exon.